CUUUAAUUUCAGGAUGACCAGAUUUAAAAAGUUCGUUAUGACUGUAAUCUGCCAUAUGUCCCCCCCCCCCGAAAAAAAACCCAGUCGAGCAAUUGCGCAAUGUGACGUGCAACAGAUGUCGUGUUAGUGUGUGACCGUGACGGGAGUGGGAGCAGUGUAACCACCGCGGGCGCCUGUCACGUCGAGGGGUGCUUCGGAGAUUAAAGUGCUUGUGGUGGGCUUGGGCGCGGUGCCUCUGCACACUGUACCGUAGCAUGGAGGAAUAAAACACAUGACCGUAGCCAAGGCCUACAUGCUGACAAAAGCCAAGGAAGGUAACCUAUAACUUCACUCUGCAAGCGCCCGUUCUUCAAUUACCCACUGGUGCCUGUAAUGCUGCGAUCUCACACCACCCAACUGUUCUUGAAGUGCUCUCAGAAUGGCUAAAGUUGCUCUCUUUCACACUAUCAUGCCGAUAUGUUUGAUGUUGGUUAGUCCCAUAGCUGCACAGGAAAGUACACUUUAUGAAGCACGCCUUGCUGAUGGACCCUACCCCAACCAGGGUCGCUUGGAGGUGCGCUUCAAUACCAUUUGGGGCACUGUCUGUGAUGAUGACUGGGACAUUAAGGAUGCUGAAGUGGUAUGCGGCCAGCUAGGCUUCCCCUCAGCCGUGGCUGCUCUCAGUGGUAAAGACACUGUCAGUCUGUAUGGACAGGGAAGAGGGUCGAUCUUCUUGUAUGACGUGGACUGUAACAGCACCGAGGAGAACAUUGGCUAUUGCGGGCUGGAUUACCCAAUAGACCACAUAUGCGAUCAUUCUGAAGAUGCCGGCGUGGUUUGCUACAGCGAGAAUUACCCGAGUGAUGACCCACGGCCUGCCCAAGAAUAUGAUCUGCGGUUGGUUGGCGGCUCAUCCUAUAGGGAGGGACGGUUGGAGAUUUUCUUCCAGGGAGAAUGGGGAACAGUGUGCAGUGUAUUGAAUAUGCCAGAGGCAUCUGUGGUUUGUCGUCAGCUAGGGUUCCCUUAUGCAUCUGGAGUCCAGUCCUUUGGGCACGGCGAAGGAACUUUAGUCAUUGAUGACUUGAAUUGUAACGGCGAUGAGGCCAGUAUACUAGAGUGUUAUCACAAUGUGCUGGGCCUGACGAACUGUAACCACGUGAGGGAUGUUGGAGUCAUCUGCUCCGACGUUCUCAGCACAGAGAUACCAACGACAUACAGUCCUGAAAUUGAAGCUAUUUUAAAGAAUGGCGUAUUCCGAUUGGUGGAUGGACCAGACCCUUAUCAAGGCCGAGUGGAAGUGUUUGUUAGCAAUGCCUUAGCCUGGAUGCCCAUCUGCAGUACAGGCUGGGACUUUACCAGAGCGUCAUUUGUGUGUAAGAAGCUGGGCUACCGACCGGCAACGUCAGCUGGAACAGGACGCUAUGGUGCUGGUGCUGGCCCCAUUGCCAACUGCUCAGCAGGGUCGUUUGACUACGAAGGGAGGUUUAACUGGGAAAGGGACAGCUGUGUAGUUGUCAAUGAAAGCGAUGCAACCGGUGCAUGCUCUCAUGACAUGGCAGUGGAUGUGGUUUGCAGCGGCACAGAGCCAGGCAAGGAGGGGUACAUCAGAUUUGCUGGUGGGUUGCGACAAUUAGAAGGCCGAGUGGAAAUUUACAACCAAAAUGUUUGGAAGGGACUGUGCUCAGACGACUGGACAAUGGCGGACGCCCAGGUCUCUUGCCGGCAACAAGGCUUGCCACCCCCCUCGGAGGCGAUUUCAGGGGGGACGUUUGGGAGUAGCAAGGCUGGAGAUAUCCUGCAGACUUCACUGGACUGCACGGGACAGGAGUUUAGUCUGGUGAAGUGCCCCCAGACACCUAGACCCACACCUUGUUCCCUUGGUGAUGCUGCAGUUCGCUGUGGUGAACCAAGAGAAGCUCAGGAAUUUGAUCUGCGACUGACCAAUGGCACAACUGCUCUGGAAGGCUUUGUAGAGAUAAUGUACCAAGGAGAGUGGGGGACAGUCUGCCUUCUGGGCUGGGAGUACAGGAAUGAGGGGAGAGUUGCCUGCCGUCAGCUGGGCUUCCAGUAUGUUGUUAGAGCCACCACCAGGUUUGGACCAGGAGUUGGACAGGUGAUGUUGUCUGCAUUGAUCUGCAAUGGCAAUGAAGAGCGGCUGGUAGACUGCUACCAUAAUGCACCUGGACAGUCAUGGUGUGACCAUAGUGACGAUUUUUGGGUCAUCUGCUCCAACGUUGAACCAGUGACCCCACCUGCAGAAGUUUCACCUGUUGACGGUGAAAUACGACUUGUGAAUGGGUCGGACCCCCACCGAGGUCGCAUGGAGGUCUUCGUGGGUGAAGAGGGGACAUGGGCCACAGUAUGCGGUGAAGGCUGGGACUUCAACAGGGCUGUCAUGGUCUGCAAGGAACUUGACUAUCGGCCCACUACUUCAUUUACCACAGGGAAUUACGGUGGAGGGACUGGUGUCAUUGCCACUUGCCCAGCAUCUGCAUACAGGCUAGACUUGGACAACUGUCAAGUGACAAAUAACUGCGGUCGUGACAUGGAUGUUUUUGUUGUUUGUGGCGGCAGAGAACCAGGCUCUGAGAGUCAAAUCCGACUCGUCAGUGGGUCUGAACCGACAGAAGGACGCAUUGAAUUCUACCAUCAGAAUGCAUGGAGGACGAUCUGUGCCGAUGACUUGACCUAUGUUGGACAGCAGGUCGUGUGCUAUGAGCUCAGCUUUCCUUUCCCCACUCAGUCCAUCCCAGGGGGAACGUUUGGCGAGAGUCCAACCUAUGAGAUUUUAGAUGCAGUUGUCAAUUGUACUCUGCAGGACACUCGUUUAAAAUACUGUGCUCAGUCACCGAGAGCGACGCCUUGUGUUGGUGGUCAUGCUGCAGUGCAGUGUGGCAUAUGGAGUAACGCCACCGAAGGGGACGUGCGCCUUAGUGGUGGUCGCUCUGUGUUGGAUGGGCUAGUGGAGAUAUACCACAAGGGCCAGUGGGGAGCAGUCUGUAACGAUAAUUUUGAUACUGACAGUGCGGCCGUUGUCUGCCAUCAACUGGGCUACCGUGACCAACUGUCCCUGUUUUCGAGUGUUGGUUACUUGAGAAGAAACCCUUUGGUGUGGCUGAGGGACCUGAGUUGUCAGGGCUAUGAGGAACGCAUCUCCGAGUGUGUUGCUUUGCUGGGGGAACCAGUGGCAUGCCAAAGCAGUCGCAUGGCGGACGUCAACUGCGACGGUCACCCUUUUGCCAAGACUUACGAAGCACGCCUCAGUGAUGGACCUUAUCCCAACCAGGGUCGCUUGGAGCUGUUCUACGACGGUGCUUGGGGCACCGUCUGUGAUGAUGAGUGGGACUUUAAGGAUGCUGAAGUGGUUUGCCGGCAGCUGGGCUUUCUUUCAGCCGUGGUCCCUCUUAAUGGUAAGGAGACCAGCAGUCUGUAUGGAUCGGGGGAAGGAGAGAUCAUCUUGUACGAGGUGGGCUGCGAUGGUACCGAGGACAGCAUCAUCAAGUGCAAGCUGUCUUACCCAUAUUACGUUCUGUGCGAUCAUUCUGAAGAUGCUGGCGUUGUCUGCUUCAGCGAGAACUACCCAAGUGAAGACCCACGGCCCAAGGAUCCUGGCAAUGGGGGUGGUUUAUCAAGUACCGCCAUCCGCAACAUUGUCCUUGGGGUCCUGGUGGGUGCCAAAGUCCUCCUGCUCUUGGUUUGGUGUGGUUACAAGUACAGCAAAAAGAUGGCUGAGCCCAGCAUUGUGGUGGUGGGCCCAAACCAGGGAUUCACCAGUGCGGGCAUUGACCAGUAUUCUGCUGUCAGCCAGAAUGAGGAUGCACCACCAACAUACAGCGAUGUCACCAAUAACCCUGGUAACUUUCUCCCAGUUGAUGGCACGGAGCCAGCCAAGCCUUCCUCUCCACCACCAAAUUAUCAGUCUUCUCUUGCCAAAGAGGGAGCUUCAGCCGAUAAUCAGACAACAUCUAUUUAAAAUUAACAUAUAUGCACACUCACUUGCACCUGAAGCCUCUAAAAACUGUUGUCCAGUAAGGUCCUUGUAUGGACCGGACUUAAUCCACAUAAGAUUCUCACUGCCUGCAUGUUAUGGCCCUCUUUCAGGUCCCCACUAGGAAUGUAAGGUUGGCUCACACAUUUGUAACCACAGCUGACCUGACAGAAUUUAUCUGAACUGGAUCUACACGUAACUGGACAAAGUCAAGGUUUUUUGCCAGGAUUUCGGAAACUGGCCAUGUAAAGAAGAAAAUGUGGCUUUGUUCAUGUACAUACGUAUGUGCAUAACUGUACAUGAACACGUGUACAUGUUCAAUGUGCAACAUGACAACCCACAUGCAAGGACAUUCCAUUAUUUUCAAUGGCUACUGUCAUCAGCUGCAGUGAUAUGAAAGAUAUACAGUAAACUAAACUCAGGUUCAGUCGGCACUCUUGGUACCCCCAAAAUUUGUGACGACUUACACGUAGGCCAACUUUUAUUGUGGUGCAGUGGCCCCCACCUUUUUGACGGGGGGGAGAGGCCUGGCCCCCCCCCUCUUUCUCGACGGGGGGGUCCCCCCACUUCUUGCAGGACCUGUAAUUGGGUGGGGCUUAAUGGAUCAUGUUAAUGGCUGACGCCAGAUGGUCUAACAACUCCCCCCCCUUCCACUUUGAAAUCAUUGUGCCGCCGGUGCAAAGCAGAGACUGGUAAUCACUGGAAUCAGUGAACUACUCACGCUUCUUUGGCAAGACUCUUCUGCCAUCGACUCUAACUGUAACUUUAGUGUAUUAAAUGGAAAAAGCUGAAAAAAAACAACAACUCAGGUUUAUUUUACUGAAAACUCUUUUUGAUACUGUGUAGGUAAACAUGAAAAAAAAAGCAUGUGAUACAUAAACUGUCUAACUGUAGAGGGCACACUUCAAUGCAACUGGUCUGUCCAGGUCACUGGAACACUACGCUCAAGCAUGAAACACAGCAUGAAACACGAGUAAUGAGUUUUGUCAAUAAGGUAAUGGGGAAAAAGACUCCAGAAAUAUGGAUGACUUUAACUGAGAGUCAGACUGUGGUGUAGGUUGUUCACUAAUUUAUAUACAACACCAGAAGGAAAACCAUGAGCAGAUAUAUGUCGGUUUUGGACACGUGGCAAUCUCAGACUGAUUCUGGAAGCUUAGAGGCAAGAAUCAGAUGAGACUUGUGGGGGUAUGUGCUCAGUAUGUGCCAGUGGGGCUGAUACUAAGACCAUUAGCCCAAUACAGUUUACUGUACAUUUCGAAUGACGACUUGCACAGUGAGGUUAUGGGGCUAUGAUAGGGAUUCUAACUUUAAGGGUGUUUGAUGUUCCGCGGAGUGGAUUUUUCUGAUGUAUCUUGUCACAAGUGCCAUGCUUGGAAAGACUUGCCUUUUUUUAAUACGAAGCUGGCCUAAAAUGCCGCAUAGUGGCACAAGAUGGAGAACUUCACUGUGGAUAUAUGUUGCGUAAGUAAUGCGCCUGCACAGUGCAUAUUAAUGCACAGGUGCAGGUGCUGGGCCAGGCACCUGCACAUUAACGUGCACUGCAGAGGCGUAUUGCUUGUUUGCUUGAAUGGUGCCCAUGGUGAUUACACCUGUUUGGCAGAGUUCCUCAUCUUAUGCCGCUAUGUGACACUAUAGAUCUUUGGUCAGGAUCUAUCCCUGAAUUAUGUCACCUUUUUUAAAACACAGCUCACAUUGUAUUCACAUAAUCCUAACUCUCUUUGGUACAUGUAUGUGCAAAACCAUCUUAAAAUUGGAGGACUCAGGACUGUAUGCCCCUCUGCGAGGCAGCAGAUGGUCACUGUAGUGUCCGUGAUUUGAUUGAGUCGGCUAACUGAUGGAGAUAACUUGGUGUUACAGUCAAACGUGAUUGACAAACUAAACCUUAAGAUGGUUUCGGGGUUACAUAUUGACAUUCAGCAUAUGAGUAACAGGGUAUGUAAUGCUAAAAGCCCUUACACAAAUGAAACUUAGUCCAUCAUUGAGCGACUUAGUCAAUACAGUUUUGGACAGUGUCUCCAUUUAAUUCAAGAUGUUUUAAGUUUGCAACUCUUGCUUUUCUGUCUCCAAAUCAUGAUUUCAUUUACUUUAUACAGCAAUUGCACCUGUGUAAAAAUUAAGAUCACAUAUGAGAGGGAGUGCUGAGAAUUUGGAAUGGUACCCCAGUAUAUGAGCCAUGUCUCAGACUGCCCACAUUUUAUUUUAUACUGCAGUCAACUACAUGUAAAAAAGGCUUUGAGUUAGUUUUUUGAUACAUUUUAAGGGAAAAGAAAGUUGUACAAAGUUUGCAUGUUAGAAAAAUAAUCCUUUGGAGCCUUCUAAAAGAAGGCAAAAACACAGUGACCUAAGCUUCUUGCUCACACAGAGAAACUUGGUUCAAAUCUCAUAUUGGUAACUUAUUGAACCGUGGUUGAACCAGUCACCUCAUUGUCGCAUCAAGUGAUUAAAACAAUUCCUGUAAUAAAAAACAUUUCAUUCUUCGAACUGGGUUUUACAAGAAUGUGAAACUCAUAAAGGUGAAGCUGGUGGUGAGCUACAUGUAAAGACCAUCCUGAUGGUUGUUAGCUUGCAAAAGGUUCUUAAAGCACGAUUUAAGAACUAACAAAUCUGGUUCAUGCUGCGAUUUUAUUGUCGGAGCAAUUCAACCGAACUGAAAGUCCAGUUGAAAUUUGAAUAUACUGAAGAAUUCAGUAGGGUUUAAUGGUUUUAAAAAAAAUCAGUUUAUGAUAUACUGGCUUCUAAGGGCAUUAAAUGAUGUUGAUUAAACUAUUACUUUUAAAAACUUUAGCACUUUUGGCUUUAUCGUGUACGUCACCACUAAUGCCCUUUACAAAUUUAUACAAAUGUGGGGUAUAUCUUCAGGAAAACCCCUACAAGAAAUUUUCAAUGGUUUAUUUUGCGCUCUGUUGGUAACAUGAUUUGCAGCAUCUCCAUGUGAGACUACGGCAUUCAUAAGUAUCAAACACAGCUACGGCUCUUCACCACUGCUUCUUUUGAUCAAAAUUCGAAGCUGUAGUUGUAGGAGACUGGACUGGAACAUGGCUAUCCGUGUCAUGUGCCAUAGCAUGCAAUCCCAUGUGUUAAGUCAAUUGAUAAACCGGCAGGGCUUCACUGAACAUUUGUGCUGUUGAUGCCCCAGGCAAUUUAUGGAAUCCGUUUUUAGAAUGAAGGGAAAGAACUUGGCCACAUGUUGUUCAGAUUUGAUGCCUUACUUAUCAUCAGGACUCCAUGAUUUCUAGAUCAAACAAAUUUGGGUAACUUUAGAACUAAUUAAUUAAAGUAAGAACUCUUUUGAGAGCCAGGAACUGCUUAGUUCAGGUGUGCAGUGUCACGUGUUACAAAUCAAUUCUUGCCAAUUUCCUUUUUGCCCUCCAUGAGUGCAUUGCUCGCAUGGAUUUGUAUGUAAGGAAAAACACCAACAGCUAAUUAAAGUUUAGUCAUUUAGGGGCAUACAGUGUUUAUAGUAUGCUCAACUCAUGUUAUCUUUAUAUUCUUAUGUUUUUGUGGGCCUGUAAGGUAAACAUAAUAAAUGGUUUUCUGAAAUAGAAUUUUAGAUUUUUAAGCCUUAAAGAGUUGCUAAAAUAAAUUGUUUUAACACGGACCUCUAAAAUUGCACCUUUUUGUCACAGUAAACCUUAUUGUCAACUUUUAUGUCACUAUAUCAAAGGGUAUUUUACCACUUUUGGGUUUUUUGCUAAUGAGCUUUUCCAUAUUCAUUAGCAAUAGGAAAGCACACAUGUAAACAAAGCAUGAUGUCAUGAUGUAGAUCUGUAUAUUUUUGUGCACGGAUCCCAUUACAUGUAAUUUAAAGGUUACUUUAGUGUCCAUAUCGUGUGUUAUUGGGAAAAGUGAUUAUCAUGGAAUACUUGGAAAUGAAGAAUUCAAGUUUUUGGGAUGCCACACCCUUAUUUGUCUUCCAAAGAUGUCUCAAAUUAUAUUCGUAUCUAGAAAGAAAAAUAAAUACAAAGUUUCUGAAAUGAA
Messenger RNA from Acanthaster planci (crown-of-thorns starfish), 7945 nucleotides. Its product is annotated as scavenger receptor cysteine-rich domain-containing protein DMBT1-like. Gene Ontology annotation, cellular component: membrane. NCBI's taxonomy places the organism in Eukaryota, Metazoa, Echinodermata, Asteroidea, Valvatida, Acanthasteridae. The record is from RefSeq and is a predicted model, not a curated record.